CUUUCUGCGCCUGCGCCGGGCUGAGCGGGAAGAAAACAUGGCGGAGGGCGCGACGACGCUGAAGGGAUUGAGGGCUCAGUACGUUGCUGCAGCCCAAGCCCAAGCAGAGGAAAGAAGAAGCCAAAGUGUAAAUAGUCCCACAACAGAGGAACUACCAAUAAUUGCAAAAACACCAACCAAACCAGUAAUAGAUGGCUCUACGCUGAGGACAGAUGAAAGACAGAGACUGGCUAAGGAACGCAGAGAGGAAAGGGAAAAACAAAUUGCUGCUAGAGAAUCGCAAUUACUAGAGAAAGAAAAAAAGGCACGACUUCAAUAUGAAAAACAAAUAGAAGAACGACAAAAGAAACUGGAAGAACAAAAGCAAAAGGAAGAGCAAAGGAGAGUUGCAGUAGAAGUGAAACGAAAACAAAAACGUGAAGAAGAAAAGGAACGUUAUGAAGCUGUAAUAAGACGCACCUUAGAACGAAGCCAACGCGUGGAGCAACGGCAAAAAAGAUGGUCAUGGGGAGGAGCUUUAUCAACUGAAAAUGAAAACUCUAGUGGUGUUGAAAAUUCCUUAUCCCCAUCUUUAAAUUUAGCUGACUGUCCCCCUCCUUCCUCAGAAUUUCAGACUUCUACUACGAAAGAUGUUUCUGCCAUUGAUAAACGUUCUGCAUCCACCAUGAAUCUUGUAAAGCAGACGGAGCCAGUGAUUAGCAAACGUCUAUCUUCAUCCUCCGCUGUACUUAUAAAGUCUCCUGAAAGAAGUUCAUCUUCCAAGAAACGAAGUGCUUCUUUAAACAGAUUGGGUAGUAAAGCCUCUCAGCCCCCUCAAUCACCACAAAAAGUGACUCAGGUGGAACAGCCAGCUCGACGUUCCCAGAACAAUCCCCAGGAGAGUAAUGUAAUCAGUCGUCUGCUGACCCCUACACAGUCCUCCUUAGCUAGAAGUAAGAGUGCUGCUGCUUUGUCAGAAGGUGGACGAAAUUCUCCAGAGUCUCACCUCUGUCCUCGUUCAGCUUCAGCUAGUUCCAUGAAUUCCCCCAUCAACCCUCCCAACAAGCCUUUGCGUAGUCGCAGCAUUGACAGACAGAAGGUGACAUCUGCUGCCCAAACUGGAGAGACUAAACCCAUCGAGACCACACAGAAGCAAGUCGAGGAAAAGCGUCCUUCAUCUCCUUCUUCCCCUGCUACAAGAACGGGACGCAGACGGUCUCCUUCUCCAGCCAAUUUGUCCAAGAGACCUCCAUCACCAUCUACUACAGCGGCUAAAAGACCUUCGUCACCUUCAACAAUCAAAUCAAAUCCAAAGAACCGUCCUCCUUCUCCCAGCACAUUCAAGCAGCGCCCUCCAUCUCCUACAAACGUCCAAAAACCUCUGCUAAUUCAGCGACUCCCACUUACUCCUACUGGGGGAAAUGCAACUAAAAAGAAAACCGAGAAGGAAGGAAAACCAAAGCAGAAAAAUGAAGUUACAGGGCAGGAGCACGGAGCUGGGCAGACACCGGAAAAGGAACCUUCAGUAGCACAAUCCACCAAAACCAAAGAUUCUGAGCAGAAAACAGGGACCACAACUGCUGAAGAAGCUGCAAAAAUCUUGGCUGAAAAACGCCGCUUCGCACGUGAACAGAAAGAGCGCGAGGAACAAGAAAAGCUCCAACGAGAAGAAGCUGAAAAACUUAGGAAAGAAGAAUUAGUAAAAAAGGCAGCUGAAGAGAGUAUUCGUAGGAAAGAGGAAGAACACAAGGAAGAAGAAGAAAGAAAAGUUAAAGAGGAGGAGAAUCAAAGACUAGCUGAAGAUGAAAGAAUCCGUAGAGAACAAGAGGAACAGGAACAUCUUGCAGAACUUCAGCAACAGAGGGAGGAAGCUGAAGCCAAAGCUCUGGAAGAAGCCGAGCGUCAGAAACUGGAACGAGAGCGCGUCAUGCAGCAAAAUCAUCAGGAAAGGCUUGAGAGGAAGAAGAGAAUCGAUGAAAUUAUGAAGAGAACAAGAAAGGGUGACCUAAGUGAAUCUAAGUUGGAUGAGAAGUCUGACAGUCCAGGCCUUGAAGAUGAAAAUAAUGAAGAUGAGCCUGAAAAUGAAGAUUUAGAUAAUGAUGAAGGGACCAACGGCAUUCGUGCAUUUCAAGAUGAUUCACAGCUGGAAUGUGGCUUUGAGACUAUGCCUACGGUAUUGUCUACACGACCUGCUGUUGAUGACGUAACUGAUCUAAAUGGUGUAGACAAGCCUAAUAAUAUUGUGAACUCCUUGGAUGGUGACCAGCCAAUGGAUGUUAGCCCUAUGCCAAAAGAAGAAUCCGAAUCGGAAUGUUUACAUUUAAAUGAAGCAGAACAGAGUGUUGGACUUGAAAGUCAGAAUGGAAAAUCUAGCACCUGGAUCUUUGAGGAGUUUAUUGAGCUUGGUGUUCAUUCAAAAACCACCAAGUUAACUGUAGCUGCACGUGAUGCUGAUGACUGUAACCAAAACUUGAUUGACGCUGGCGGCGUCCCUGAGAACCGUAUCAUUGCACUUGAGGAAAACGGGGGAGUGACAUCUUUGACCAAACCUCUUGAAGCGACAUCGGAGCUUUGAACGCCUUGGUCCUGGACAUCACUUGUGAUUGCACUUGCAUAUUCAGUAUUUUUACUAAGUGCUGAAGGCCUUGUUACAUAGAGCUGCUUCUACAGAAUUUCAAAAUACUUGCUUCGAAGAAUGAGCAAGACCCUAAUACAGGUGGCACGAAAAAUGUCAAGUGGAAUGCUGAUUGUAAAAUUUGCACCUUGAAAAGCUUCAGGGAUGAGUUCCUUGACCACGUUGUGCUUUCGCUUGGUAGCAGAUUUUGUAAGCUGUUUUGCUAGAAUGGGUCAAUUAAAAUUUCAUUCCUUUCUUGUCCUUUAUGUAGUUGACUAAAAUGUUUGGGCCACCAUUAUUUUCAUAUUAGUAAAAAAAUUAACUGUAGUUUGUCAUACUAGUUAUGUGGGUAAGAUUUUUCUUUACUGCUACUUGUUGCAAUACUAUAAAGUAAAUAGUGCCUAUGGUGUCUGCAUACUUGUAGUUCACUUUAACCAAUGGGACCAUGGCAAAUUUAUUUUUUAAUAAUUUGAGACAUUUGGAAAAAAUAAAUCAAAAUGAAAUUUUAUCGGUUCCCUCACAAAACAUAAUAGAGUUGAAGAACACGAUAGGAAUUGUAAUUCCAUUUCCUUAAAGUCACACAAGCAAACGUGUUUGUGAAAUCAAUGUUUGAGUGCUACAAAAUACUAUAGUAUUCUAUUAUAACUGUCUAAUCUUCGUAAUAAACGGUAGGACCUAGUGUAAGGUGUAAGGUAGUAAACAAUUCCGUUUGCUAGUUGCCCAUCUUCGACUUUUUCCAGCUGCUAUUAUCUUGGCUCAGGUCCUUAAUAUAGUGUCUCAAUCAGAUGUGUGUUUAGAAUAAAUAAACUUUAGUAGUGAGGACUCUGUCUAAGUGUAAGAAGGGAUGUGUAUUGAUAACUAUCUAAUAUGAAAAUUUUGGUUGUUUCAUAACAUGGUGCAUUAAAAUGUUACCAUUUAUGUUCAACAUUUUGCUGGAUUAGGAAACAAUAUUGUUUAGUUUUAUCGGAAUACUCCUCUCCCUUUUGUGUUCUGUUAUAAACGUGUAUUUUGCAAUAAGCCUGCACUAAUGGAUGUUAAGAAUGACUUAAGUGGCUUCAUUAAGUCAAAGUAUUUUGUCUUCUAGCAACAUAGGUAGUGUUUACAUAUACUUCACUCAUUUUAAAGUCAGAAUUUGCUUUUGAGAAAAUGUAUUUAAUUUCUUCAUAUCUAUGUAAGUAUUUUAAUGUAUAUAACACAGUAUUGGGCCAUGAAGUAGGUUAGUGAAAAUGGUAACAUUUUUGUUUUGUUUUCAAGCAUCUUUCUGCGUAUCCUUUCCAGAAAUGUCACGAGACAAUCUUGUCAACUUUAAACAACCUUUUCACAGUAACCCUUAACAUGUUUGUUUUGAUUCCCUUCUGUACAUGUAGUAUAAGUUGAAACUUUAGUUAUUCCAACAUGGAAAUGUGCUUUAGCUUAUGAAUUCAAAAUACUACACACUGCUGCUGACUUACUGCAAAGCAAUAGGAAACUGCAUUUUUCCUUAUUUCCUCCACUUGUCUGUUCCCUAAAUAUUACCGCUAUUGUUAUUUGUUAACCUCGUUAAUGCAUCUUCCUGUGAACAGCCUGCUUGACCUAAUGGCCACUUUGUUCAUGUUUAACUGUAUCUUUGCAAAUGCAAUUUAUCUUUGAAGUGCUGUUCCUUUUGAGGCAGUUUAUGAAAAUAGGAAUCUUCUAGUCUGUAACAAAUGCUGAAAACAGUAAAUUUAAUUAUAUGGUGGCAAUGUUUUAGACUAGAGCAGUGCCUUAGAUAAAUAACAUUGUGUAUUUUUGUAAGAUAGUUCAUUUGAAAUCUUUGCAGGAAAAUGACAAUCGCUGACAGAAUGACACCUCUUUUUGCUGUGCAGAUGUUACUUUUGUUCAAUGCCCUGUCCACAACUGUAUGUAAAUAGCAUCUGUAUCAUUUAAAUAAAUUUUGCAAGAUAAAAA
Callorhinchus milii (elephant shark) is the source of this 4519-nucleotide messenger RNA. It is a transcript of the gene map7d3, whose product is annotated as MAP7 domain containing 3. Gene Ontology annotation, biological process: microtubule cytoskeleton organization. The coding region runs from base 38 to 2554 and encodes 838 amino acids. NCBI's taxonomy places the organism in Eukaryota, Metazoa, Chordata, Chondrichthyes, Chimaeriformes, Callorhinchidae. The record is from RefSeq and is a predicted model, not a curated record. Gene Ontology annotation, cellular component: microtubule cytoskeleton. The transcript has 20 exons.